Molecule: messenger RNA, 2493 nt
Organism: Eutrema salsugineum
Lineage: Eukaryota; Viridiplantae; Streptophyta; Magnoliopsida; Brassicales; Brassicaceae
Product: AUGMIN subunit 6
Exons: 13
Coding region: 48-2270 (740 amino acids)
Biological process (GO): spindle assembly
Cellular component (GO): mitotic spindle microtubule; HAUS complex
Molecular function (GO): microtubule binding
Source: RefSeq, a predicted model, not a curated record
GAAAAAAUCGUAAAAGAGGAGAGAGAGGAAGAUCGGAGACGACGGUGAUGACGAUGGACAGAGAGAAGGAGAGAGAACUUGAGCUCGAGAGUGCAAUGUACACAAACUGCUUGCUAUUAGGUUUGGAUCCGAACGUGAUCGGACUCGGAGCCUCCAACGGCACGCCUCGGGUCGGGUUAUUCCGCCAUUCAAACCCGAAGCUCGGAGAACAGCUUCUCUACUUCAUCCUCUCCUCUCUCCGAGGACCCGCUCAGUCUGCAAAGGAUUUCGAUAAGGUCUGGCCAAUUUUCGAUUCGGCUCAAUCUCGCGAUUUUCGCAAGGUUGUUCAAGGGAUUAUUAGCGAGCUUGAAUCACAAGGGGCAUUACCAAGGAGUAACUCGAGGGUUUCAUCACUGGCCACUUGCUGCGGACCAAGAUUUGUAGAGCUCUUAUGGCAACUUUCAUUGCAUGCACUUAGAGAAGUUCAUAGACGGACAUUUCCUGCCGAUGUGGCUUCCAAUCCGCUGCCUUCUUCUCUAACAGACGUAUCCUUCUCACAUGCAGCUACUUUGCUUCCUGUAACCAAGGCCCGGAUAGUGCUUGAGCGCCGACGAUUUCUUAAAAACGCAGAAACUGCGGUACAAAGACAGGCCAUGUGGUCUAAUUUAGCCCAUGAGAUGACUGCAGAGUUCCGUGGUCUCUGUGCUGAAGAGGCAUACCUGCAGCAGGAACUAGAAAAACUUAACGAUUUAAGAAACAAAGUGAAACAGGAAGGAGAAGUGUGGGAUGACCUUGUUUCUAGCUCCAGUCAGAAUUCUCAUCUAGUGUCAAAGUCCACUCGGUUAUGGGAUUCGAUAAUGGCUCGAAAAGGUCAGCAUGAAGUUCUUGCGUCAGGUCCCAUUGAGGAUUUGAUAGCUCACAGGGAGCAUAGAUAUCGAAUUUCAGGAUCAGCCCUACUUGCAGCGAUGGAUCAGAGUUCUCAAGUUCCUCGUGCAGAAUUACUGUCUGCCCAUUCGGAUGAUUCAUCUCUGUCACUUGCAGAUGACAAAGAACUUAGUGAUGGAUCGUACGCAAACAUGCAUGAGCAUUCUCUUGGAGACAGUUUCGAAACCACCUCACAAGCAAGUGAUGAAACAGUUUCUCGAGUAGAUGAUAGAGGUGGAAGGAUCAACCAGACAGUGGAUGUAGCGGAAAUCAUAAGGCGCUGGACACACGCAUUACAGCGUAUUCACAAACAGUCUCUUCAGCUGGCUAAAGCAAAUGAUGGGGAUGGUCCAGAUAUCUUGCGGACUGCAAAUGAUGGAGGUACAAGUGGGCAUGUUGAAUCAUUGGCUGCAACUUUGACUGAACAUCAACAACAUUUAGCUAGCUUUCAGGUACUCAUCAACCAAUUAAAGGAAGUUUCUCCAGCCAUCCAAAAGUCCAUUUCAGAAUGUACGGAGAAAGUUAAUAGUCUUCCCCCGACCUUACCUCCAGCUACUAGGAGUAACGGGCAAGCAGCUUCACUUCUACAAUCUCAGGGGAGUGGGAGAAUUACGGAAGGUGUGUCCAAUGAUGUUGCUGAGCUGACCUCGGCAAUGUCUAAUGUUCAGCUCGAGAAAGUCUCAGCUAGUCCUACGUUAAAGCUUCCACAGUUAUUUAGCUCCACUCCUACUUCUUCUGGUAAAGGUGGAAAUGCACAAAAGCGACACACAAUGGCUUCUCAGGUCAACAAAAUGGAAAGCUUGUCUGAGAAGAACUCUACAGACCAACCUCUGUCAAAUACUCGAGCAGACAACUUGCCGGCUGAUACCAACACUUGUUUUGUCCAGAACCUGAAGAAAUCUGUAAGGGAAGCUGCUCUAUUGAUUCCUUCCUCAGCAGGAUCAUCACGAGACAGUCAAUCUGAUGAGGGCUCCGAGCAUUAUUUCGUACCUCUUUCAGCAGCCGGCUUUUCCCGUUUUCCAUCAGAAACCAAAGGCCUGCCUCUCAAAGGGUCUACGAGGCUACUUACAAGCGAGCCUUCGUUUCUCGAACCCAAUGGUCAGGAUAACCAUGCGCCAAGCAAGUACAGCGAUAUACCUGACACGUUUGAUGAUUUAGAUUCGUUCAAAGAUUAUGAUAACGGGAACGGGUUUCUCUCAGUUGCUGGAUCAAACAGUGUAACAUCCGAUGCACAACAAUCGUUUUACGAUGUUGAAGAUCAAGUCUUUUCCCCACCUCUACUAAUGGACUCGACUCUAUUAUCAGAUACCUAUGAAGACUUGUUAGCUCCUUUGUCAGAAACCGAGGCUGCUUUAAUGGAGCAUUAGGAUGAAGAAGCCCUGAAUCAGACAGAGACGAUGACACAUAUGUUUGUUUGAUGAGGAUGAUAUGACUUCGUUUGUGUGUUAGUGUGUGUGUAAAAAACCUCUAAGCUCAGGUAGAAGCAUCGGUCUCUAAUGUUUGGUUUUCCAAAAAAAUAUUACAGAUUGAUCCUUUUGUUUUAACUUUUUAGUUGUAAAGUAAAGAAAAUAGUGAAAGAAGAGUUUGAUC